Messenger RNA from Nylanderia fulva, 1920 nucleotides. RefSeq names its product flotillin-2 (gene Flo2). Gene Ontology annotation, molecular function: protease binding. The record is from RefSeq and is a predicted model, not a curated record. NCBI's taxonomy places the organism in Eukaryota, Metazoa, Arthropoda, Insecta, Hymenoptera, Formicidae. Gene Ontology annotation, cellular component: plasma membrane; flotillin complex; cytoplasmic vesicle. Gene Ontology annotation, biological process: regulation of myoblast differentiation; protein localization to plasma membrane.
UCCGUCAGCCGUAAACAAUUUUCAACAGUGGCCGAUCCUAAUCUCGCGACUGACGUUUGAGACGGUUUAUUAUAUGUUAUUAAUGAUCGUAGCCGAGCGUUUUAAAAUAAUUUCGUAUUAAAUUACGUCAGACCGCGUUCCGCCUCGUGUACGUUCAGUGUUAUCGUUUUUUCCGCAUCGGUUUGUUGUUUGUCGUCGUCGUCGCCGUCACCGUUCGUGCAUUACUUUAGCUAGAGAGAGAGAGAGAGAGCGAAGAGAGGUUAAUUUUGGCGAUGGGAAACGUUCAUACUUGCGGCCCGAAUGAAGCUCUCGUGGUGUCGGGAGGAUGCUGCGGUUCGAUGAGGAAAAGGACUAUCGUCGGCGGGUACGCGUUCACUUGGUGGUUCGUCACCGAUGUGCAGCGACUGUCCCUGGAGGUGAUGACCCUAAAUCCGGUGUGCGAGAGCGUGGAAACGGCCCAGGGUGUACCUCUGACCGUCACCGUGGCACAGUGCAAAAUCAUGAAGGCCGACGAAUUGUUGCACACUGCCAGCGAACAGUUUCUCGGAAAGAGCGUCCACGAGAUCAAAUCCACCAUUUUGUCCACCUUGGAGGGUCAUCUGCGAGCUAUACUAGGAACGCUCUCGGUGGAGGAAGUCUACAAGGAUCGAGAUCAAUUCGCAGCUCUUGUACGGGAAGUCGGCCCGGAUGUUGGCCGGAUGGGUAUCGAGAUCCUUUCAUUCACUAUAAAGGACGUUUACGAUGAUGUCCAGUACUUGACAUCGCUAGGUAAAGCCCAGACAGCUGCUGUUAAAAGAGACGCCGAUGUUGGUGUCGCCGAAGCAAAUCGAGAUGCCGGUAUCAGGGAAGCAGAAUGCGAGAAAUCGGCAAUGGACAUAAAAUAUAAUACUGAUACGAAGAUAGAGGACAACGCGAGACUCUAUCAAUUGCAGAAAGCUAACUUUGAUCAGGAAGUGAACACAGCUAAAGCCGAGGCUCAGUUGGCUUAUGAACUUCAAGCAGCGAAGAUAAAACAGCGAAUACGAAAUGAAGAAAUACAGAUCGAAGUUGUAGAAAGGCGCAAGCAAAUCGAGGUCGAGGAGCAAGAAGUUCGUCGAAAAGAACACGAACUUCAGAGCACAGUUCGGUUACCAGCCGAGGCUGAGUAUUAUAAAAUGGGAAGAAUAGCCGAGGGAAAAAGAACUCAGACUGUGAACGUAGCGAAAGCCGAGGCUGAGAAGAUUCGACUGCUCGGAGAGGCUGAUGCUUAUGCUCUCGAAGCUGUCGGUGUCUCGGAAGCUGAACGUAUGCGAAUGAAAGCGGCGGUUUAUAAGAAGUACGGUGAAGCCGCUAUACUCAAUAUCACUCUGAAUGCCUUGCCAAAAAUCGCGGCCGAAGUCGCGGCGCCGCUAGCGCGAACGGAAGAAAUCGUGCUUCUAGGCGGAAGCGACGCGACCGGCGGAGAAUUUACACGUCUUGUAGGACAAGUGCCACCAGCUGUACACGCAUUGACUGGGGUAGAUCUUUCCAAAGUUUUAGGAAAAAUACCAGGCGCAAAGUAAUGCGGAACAAUGAUGUGAGUUCAAGGACGGCGAUCGGGCGAACGACCUUGGGUUUAAUUUUGAGAAGAAGUGCAAAAUCUAUACUGCCAAAGGUUUCUCCGCUCUGCUGUAUAUGUCGACGAUACUCUACCCUUUUUCCUCUCCCUCUCUCUCUCUCUUUCUAUAUAUAAUCCUACAAAUUUUACUCUACCUCAAAUUUAACCAGAACAAAAAACGGCAAAUGCCUGCACGCCAGCGGACACGCUUUGUCACCCCUUUACCGCGCAAAUCAAUCAAUUUUCCUUGUUUUUUAUUUCAUACACAAUGCAUAUACAGCGUGCGAUAAUAUUCCUUUAUACUUCUUUAUGAAUUUUCAAGAAUCAUUGUAAUCAACUUGCUU